AUGAUUGCCAAGUCAAAAACUCAUGAGGGGCAUAUCCCUGUUCUUCGGAAGUUCUUCAAGCGACUCCGUAAGUAUCGAAUGCGUCUCAAUCCGCAGAAGUUCACUUUCGGAGUCACAACAGGUAAAAUGCUUAACUUUUUGAUCACUACUCGUGGAAUUGAAGUUGACCCGUCAAAGAUUGAGGUUAUACUUGAGAUGAAGCCACCAGAGUCUGAAAAAGGAGUACGGAGCUUUUUGGGGAAGAAUCCUCCGAUCCUCAUGCCGCCAGUUCCCGGGAAACCCUUGAUACUUUAUUUGUCUAUGAAUCCUUCGUCUAUGGGGUGUUUACUAGCUCAAAAAGGAGAUAAGGGUGUCGAAAAGGCCAUUUACUACUUAAGCAAGAAAAUGGUCGGAUGUGAAGAACGCUACACAGCUCUGAAAAAGACAUGUUGGGCUCUCUUCGACCUCGAGUACGUUACAAGGAAAUCCAUCAAAGGGCGAGCAGUUGCGGAGUUUUUGGCUGAUCACCUUGUCGAUGGACCAAAAGACUCAGAUUUCGUGUUCCUAGAUGAGGAAGUGCUAACAGUUGUCGAAGAUGUGUGGACACUCUACUUUGAUGGGGCGGCCAGUCAGAAGGGAUAUGGGAUCGGAGUACUGUUGAUUACACCUGAUGGCACUCAUAUUCCGCUUACGUUCAAGCUCAAUUUUGAUGUCACAAAUAACCAAGCUGAGUAUGAGGCCUAUAUUGUUGGCAUGGAGGCUGCUCUCACCCUCGGCUUUGAAAGCUCGAGGUCAUUGGACUUGGAAGAUCUUAUUUCUCGUUUUAACAAGGUCAAUUUCACUCACAUUCCCCGCUUGAAGAAUCAAUUUGCUGAUUCCUUAGCAACUUUGGCCUCUAUGGUCGAGCUUCCUUUGGGUGUCAAACUCCACCCUAAUCUGAUUGAGCAGCGGGACUGUCCUACCUAUCAGUUUGUCAACGCCAUCGAUGAUGUAGAUGAUGGCCUACCCUGGGUUUUAGAACUUUUUAAGGAAUUCAAGAUCCAGAUCCAUCACUCGACAGUUUAUCGUCCUCAAACAAAUGGAGCUGUCGAAGCGGCAAACAAGAAUAUUGAGACGAUUAUCAAAAAGUCUGAUGAAUCUGCGCGGGACUGGCAUGAGCAACUACCUCUAGCACUUUGGGGGUAUCGGAUGUCAAUUUGA
Messenger RNA from Rhododendron vialii, 1179 nucleotides. RefSeq lists its product as uncharacterized. NCBI's taxonomy places the organism in Eukaryota, Viridiplantae, Streptophyta, Magnoliopsida, Ericales, Ericaceae. The record is from RefSeq and is a predicted model, not a curated record. Gene Ontology annotation, molecular function: nucleic acid binding. The transcript is spliced from 5 exons. The coding region runs from base 1 to 1179 and encodes 392 amino acids.